Messenger RNA from Clarias gariepinus (North African catfish), 3332 nucleotides. It is a transcript of the gene lhx1a, whose product is annotated as LIM homeobox 1a. The transcript has 5 exons. Gene Ontology annotation, molecular function: RNA polymerase II transcription regulatory region sequence-specific DNA binding; DNA-binding transcription factor activity, RNA polymerase II-specific. The record is from RefSeq and is a predicted model, not a curated record. Gene Ontology annotation, biological process: regulation of transcription by RNA polymerase II; neuron differentiation. Bases 720 to 1937 code for a protein of 405 amino acids. NCBI's taxonomy places the organism in Eukaryota, Metazoa, Chordata, Actinopteri, Siluriformes, Clariidae. Gene Ontology annotation, cellular component: nucleus.
GCUGCUUGAGGAGCGUCAGUAAGGCAACGACCUGUCACACACAACCUGUUCUUUGUAGCAUCUUUCACCUCUUUUACCUCACCGAGGAGGAAACACCCAACCUGAAGGAAACGCACUCUCAAGUUGCUAGAUGGUUAUCUUAUCAUACUGGAGCGCGCGCCGGUGGACACAUGGACGUGGCUAAACUGAAAUGCACUCAGCUCGCGCUUUGACGUGAUCUUCUCGUUUGCUGAUUCCGGUUGCAUUCUGCAUCUGCCAAGAGACACUUUUGCUUCAGCGCUCUUUCUUCAAUGCUUAACCUUGACAACAAGCGCAACUUCCCGAUGCGUGAUGAUGUUCUAUGUGUAGCCAACAUCCGGUUGGUGAUUUAACUUUACCCACGUGUACUGGCUUUAUUUUCCUUACUGCAAAUGUGUUUGUGUGGAAGAGGACCUAAACGACUGACAGCUGACGCUCUGCAGGUUGUUCCUGCAUGAGAAGGCUCACGUUUCAUCAUUCGGGGUUGUUUUUCCUUUUUUUUUUUUAUUUGGACGAAACGCAGAAGUGGUGCCGAUACCUGAGUGUUUUUUAUACAACAACCGUUCACAGAGAUUUGGAAGAGACUUGGAGUAAUCUUUAGCGCUUUCGUGUUUUUGUGUGCGUGUGAAAUAAUACAAAAAGGCUCUCAAAGGUUGUGGAGGAAAAACGCAGCAGUGGUUGUGGGAGAGCAUCCAAAGACGAUGGUCCACUGUGCAGGCUGCGAGAGGCCUAUACUGGACAGGUUCCUGCUCAAUGUGCUGGACAGAGCGUGGCACAUCAAGUGUGUGCAGUGCUGCGAGUGUAAAUGCAAUCUGACUGAAAAAUGUUUUUCUCGAGAAGGGAAACUCUAUUGCAAAAAUGACUUCUUUAGGCGCUUUGGGACCAAGUGCGCAGGCUGUGCUCAGGGCAUUUCGCCCAAUGACCUGGUCCGCAGAGCGCGCAGUAAAGUGUUCCACCUCAACUGCUUCACAUGCAUGAUGUGCAACAAACAGCUGUCCACGGGGGAGGAACUCUACAUCAUAGACGAGAACAAAUUUGUGUGCAAAGACGACUAUUUAAGUAACACUACCGUCAAAGACAGCAACCUUCUCUCGGUAACAGCCUGCAGUGAUCCGAGUUUAUCACCCGACUCCCAAGACCCGCUUCAGGAUGAUGUGAAGGACUCGGAAAUCGCCACCUUGUCGGACAAAGAAACGGUGAACAACGAGAACGACGACCAGAACCUGGGCGGGAAGCGGCGCGGCCCGAGGACCACCAUCAAAGCCAAACAGCUUGAGACGCUGAAGGCAGCGUUCGCGGCCACGCCCAAGCCCACGCGCCACAUCCGGGAACAGCUCGCGCAGGAAACCGGCCUCAACAUGCGCGUCAUCCAGGUCUGGUUCCAAAACCGGCGCUCUAAAGAGCGGCGCAUGAAGCAGCUGAGCGCGCUCGGCGCGCGGAGACACGCGUUUUUCCGGAGCCCACGGAGGAUGCGCACGCUGGUGGACCGCCUGGAACCAGGAGAACUCAUCCCGAACGGCCCUUUCUCCUACUACGGAGAUUAUCAGAAUGAUUACUAUGGACCUGGAGGGAACUACGACUUCUUUCCUCAAGGACCACCAUCCUCACAGGCCCAGACCCCAGUAGACCUCCCUUUCGUCCCAUCAUCAGGACCCACUGGCACUCCUUUAGGGGGCAUGGACCAUCCCAUCCCUGGGCAUCAUCCAUCCAGCGAAGUACAGCGCUUUUCAGACAUCAUGUCUCACCACCCAGGAGAGUCGCCCAGCCCAGAACCAGGGAUCCCUGGACCUCUGCACAGUAUGUCGUCCGAUGUCUUCGGUCCUAGUCCCUCAUUUACCUCACUCUCCCUCAAUGGAAGUGGAUACAGCAACCACCUCUCCCAUCCUCCUUCGGAAAUGAACGAGGGCACAGUCUGGUAGCUCCUGAAGGUGUUUCUCCAGAAAGAAAUUAGGGACAUCAAAAAAGAGCGGAUGGCAACAGGGACGCUGGUUGCUUUUUUGCCAUUCAUAUUUAUUAUUUUUGGACUAUUUUCAUUAUUUUGGUGAUAAGAGAGCAUAAACAGGUGCAGCAUACAAAGAGGCCAUAGCCAUUUACUAUAAUAUUGUGUUGCUGUUCAGUUUGUUGUUUUUUCCUCAUCAAAGUCAGAACUCGAGCACAGAAAUGACUGAUGGCUACUGUUGACCUAAUCGCUGUAUGGACAGCGCUGUGAGGCUUAGCACAGCAACCCCCCACACCUCCUGAAGCCCUCCAUGCACCACUGGUUAAAACUUCACUCUCAAAACAAUGAUCACAACAUAUUAACAGUAUUAGUACUGUCAAAGACAUAGCUUUACAGAGAAACACCCACGGCGGCUUACCUAACGCUUACCUGCGAUGUUGACUCCAGGAAAGACCUAAGCCGGCAGACUAAUUUAUUUAUUUGAAAGCUCCUCAGACCUCUUUGCCUUUCAAGGCUUUGCCAUAUUGACACUUAAACAACCUUUUUGACACUAAAUAUGUUUCUGGAGGCAGGGAGGAAAAAAAAGUUUUUUUUUUCUCUGUGUGGACAUAUCCCUUUGUUUUUCCUAGAGUUCCACCAAAUCUGAAGUUGGCCUUCAAAAGGCAAACAGUAAAUGUUGUAUGGAUUGUGAACCCUUUAUUUAAUGGAAGAGAACUUGAAAUGUUGUUAAAUGAAGUCUACCUUCUAAAAUUAUUUUAACGAGGGUCUGAAAGGGACUUAGAACAGUCAACUGUUUACGUAAUAUAUUUAAUUCAGGAGUUAAAAGUAUCAACCAUGUUUUAGAACCUCUUGAUCCAGAUAAAGAAGUUCCAAGCAACCAACCAAACUUUUGUAUUGACUUUAUUUAUAUUGUAUGAAGAAAAAUGAGUUUGCUGGGGUUGUGGUUCACUGUGCUAGUUUGUACAAGAUGUUGUUUACAAAAAAAUGAAAAAGGAAAAAAAAAACACAAGUAAGUAGACAGUUGCCAAAUAAAACCAUAGCACAAAUACUGUAAAAGUGCUUUGCACCAUUAUCUGCAGAACGUGUUGAAACAAAGUGUAAGUGUUAAAAAAAACAAUAAGAAGUAUUUACUUCUUGAUUUUUUUAGUCUGCUGAAGAAAACAUUAAAAAAUUGUUAAUAUAACAUACUUAGACCUACAAGUUUUAUUUUUGUGUCUUUAAAGAAAAAUCCAAACUAUUAAAAUUGAUGGUCAAAUGUGCAGCGAGCAGCUGCAAAUUUCUUUAAAUAUCAAAUUCUCAUGGUAUGUCUUUUAUUGUUCUAAUAAACCUAAGCUUAUGUGACCUCCAGUGCAUAUUAGACCAUUCACUGUAUAAA